AGAUUUAAAAAUUGAAGUAACUCUAAAGCUAAAAGAGAGAUGAGAAGCUAAUGUGCUCCUCCUACAUUAUUUCAGCAACUUGUGUGAUUGAGGAAGUGUCAGUUACUUAUAACAGGAAGUCGAUCUAUUUUUAUUUUCAGCACUUCAGUUUAGACACUCUGAAUGUUACAUUGCUGAGAACACGGAACAAAAAGACUGAUGAUGUCUCCGUUCAAAUGGAUUAAAACGUCUUUAUUUCUGCUGCUGCUGCUUCAGUUUGCAGCGGUUGGUGGAGAGUAUUUUUCCAUCAUUGUCAGAGGCGGAGAUGAGGUGACUUUGCCGAGUGUAAACGUGAAGCAGCAUCAGGAUAAAUGUGACCGUACUAACUGGUUCAUUAACCGUUUUGGAAAUCCAGUCGAUCUGGUUACAGAUGGGAAGAUUAAAGAAGAGGCCACAACAGCAUCAGACAAACUGAGGGUGACAGAGAACUGUUCUCUGGUCAUAAAGAACGUCUCAGAGCAGGAUGUUGGUCCUUACCACUGUCUAUCAGGACAUGAGACCCAGUACCUUCUGUCUAUGAUUAACAUGAACAAACAGGACGAUGGUGAGCAAGUGAAGCUGUCCUGCUUGGUGUCGACACACACUCUCUACAUGUGUCAACACACAGUGACUUGGACGUAUGAGGGUGAAAAAGGGGAAGAUGAUAUAGCAUAUGCAGAUAUGCAAACAACACAGUAUCAAUGCUCGGUCAUGGUGACAUUUCCUGCUUCUAAGUCAAAGCAUCUUGAGUUGUUUAAGUGUAAAGUAGAAGAUGGCUACAACAAAAAAGAGCUUCUGUUUCCCUUCAUCCCUCCUCAGGCCUCAGAUUUGGACGCGACAACAGCAAAAACAUCGACGACAAGAAUAACUGACAGCAGCACAAAAUCAAGGAGCAGCUCCACAGUCCCUGCUGUCAGUUUUACUUCUACAAAACUUAAAGGCUGGUGGCCGUACAUCUUGGCAGCUGUAGGUUUGGCGGCACUUUUAACAAUAAUCAUCGUGGCUGUGAUCGGAUGGAAGAGAACUAAAGGCAACAGAACGCAGCUGGAUGACAACACUGGGCAGAGUUUAAACCCUGCAGUGAAUCAGCCCGGUGCAGAGACCAGCCAGGACACGGCUGAUCCUGAAGACGGUGUUGCCUACGCCUCCGUCAGCUACAAAAAGAAGAGCAACAGUAGAGCCCAGGUGCAGGUUAGAAACGAUGAUGAUGAUGAUGAAGGUGAUUCAGUGACCUACAGCACUGUGAAAGCUUCUUCUGCUUCUGUUGGAGCUUCUGCUGCUCCCAGCGACCUCUACGCCUCCGUUAGAAAAGGCAAAAAAUAA
Molecule: messenger RNA, 1341 nt
Organism: Centropristis striata (black sea bass)
Lineage: Eukaryota; Metazoa; Chordata; Actinopteri; Perciformes; Serranidae
Exons: 9
Coding region: 199-1341 (380 amino acids)
Biological process (GO): T cell activation; positive regulation of ERK1 and ERK2 cascade; interleukin-15-mediated signaling pathway
Cellular component (GO): membrane raft; external side of plasma membrane
Molecular function (GO): MHC class II protein binding; protein tyrosine kinase binding
Source: RefSeq, a predicted model, not a curated record